CAUGAUGAGGACAUCACACCUAAGCCUUUUAAGUUUUAUGAACGGAAGAGAUGGAAGAAGAGAGCAGCUAAUAAUUAUAUCUCUUUAUGCUUUGAUUGAUUGCUCAGGUUAUUAAUUUCCAGCUUAAGAAGGGUUUGAUCUAGAGGUCUCCAGGCUGGUAUUUCAAGAGUCUUCUUGUGUCUUUUAACUGUUACUUUAUUAGGCCUUUUAUGUUUCAGUUUCUGAAAUUUAAGAGUCCUAAUGAGUACUUAAGGCUAGCUGGUGUCAGUUAUAAACAUUAGUAUAAAUAAUGUAAGAGCCCAUAGGCUGGGAUAUGCUAUGUUGAAUAAGAAUAUCAGUGUUCACUGAAUUUUCCUGUGAUAGGACCAAGGUGAGAAACCUGGGAGAGAUUCCCAAAUUAUAGUGUUUUGGUUGUGAAGCCUAGACUAAGGUGUGAAGCCUGGGAGUGAAUCCUAAAAUUAGUGUGUGCUUAACCUACAGUUCUUAGAGCUUGUGAUCUAGGUUCCUAAACAGCUACUGUGCUGCAUCAGUUUUGGUAUCAGAGCUGGACAAGCUCUAGUAUUUCUAGCUCCAGCCCAUAGAAAUCCCAUUCAGCCAUGGAUGCUGAAACUGUGGCUAAAACCUUGGAAGCCGUACUCGCUCAACUUGGACAGAUUGACACAAGAAUGCAAGACUAUGCAGCAGCCUCUGACCGGCGUUUGGCAGAACUUGAAGCCUCCAUUCUCAAUGAAGAAGAGAGUGUAGGCGGAGGACGGAGACCACAGCCUAGAAGGAUUGCUCGCAGGCAGCAGCCCCUCCGGAAUAUUAAUGGGCAAGAUGGAUAUGAUCCUGAAGAGAAAGCUUUGAGGUCUAUUAAAGUUGAAGCUCCAAACUUUGAUGGCCAACUAAAUGCAAAGGUAUGUUUGGAUUGGAUUUCAGACAUGGACCAUUAUUUUGAUUGGUAUGAAUUGUCAGAAGCUCGAAAGGUGCGCUUUGCAAAGAUGAAGUUGGUGGGCAAAGCGAGGGAAUGGUGGACUGGUUUGGAAAGGCGACUUGCAAGGGCUGGUGAAGAACCUGUUACAGAAUGGGAUGAGAUGAAAGAAAGGCUGAAGGAGAAGUAUGUUCCCUUGGCUUACCAACAACGUUUGCUGGACCAGUGGCAAUCCCUUCGUCAAGGAGGCAUGCCAGUUGUGGAGUAUAUCGAUAAGUUCGAAGAAUUUAUGGUGAGAUGUAACAUAACUGAAGAUCCAUCUGUAACCCUUGCCCGUUUCAGAACCGGCCUUCGUCCAGAACUUCAAAGGGAGUUGAUUCCUCAUGAGGUAUAUUCGUUGGAGCGAGCCUAUCAAAUUGUGCUGGAAUUGGAGCGUUAUUUAAAAAGUCCUACAACCCCUGUACAAAGGCGGUUUGACCAACGGAAUCUUGAAUUUCGUGCUAGUGCUUCCGGCACUAAAUCAUCUCCAUAUUCUAGUGGUUCUAAUGCUGCCAAUUCCCUGGUGAAAACUGAGAGGGGAAAGGGAGUACAAUCUAGCAAUCGGGGAGAAGGACUCGCACGGUGCUAUAAGUGUCAAGGUUAUGGCCAUUAUGCUGGUCAAUGCCCAACUAAAGAGCAAUUACGAAGUCUAUUUGCUGCUAGCACAGAAGGAGAGGCUAAUGUUCAAGUACACCUAGAGGAAGAAGUUUAUGACCCUGAAAUCCCAGCUGAUGAUGAUCUAGAGGAAGAUGUUCAACCGAAAACGGCUGUGGUGAGAUGCACCUUGACUCAACCUAAGGAAGCUGAAGAUUGGCGGAGAACGACCAUUUUUCACACUUAUGUUAAAAGGGGAGACAGAAGUUAUAAGGUCAUCAUUGAUAAUGGGAGCUGCAUCAAUGUGGUUUCUCCUCAGACCGCUUCUAAAUUGGGUUUGACCCCUGCUGAUCAUUCUCAACCUUACCGUGUAGCAUGGAUUGAUAAGUCUUCCAUUCCGGUAAAGCAGCGAUGUCAGGUACCCAUUCAAUUUUCAUCCUACAAGGAUACUGUUUGGUGCGAUGUGGUGCCAAUGGAUGUGGGACAUAUUCUUUUAGGCAGACCAUGGUUGUAUGAUCUCGAUGUUAAUACGGCGGGCCGUGCCAAUACAUGCUCUUUUAUUCAUGAAGGAAAACAUAUCAAACUGAAUCCAGUUCAGCCCAGACUUAUGUCUCAACCGAUACCAAGCAGGGAGCAGUCAAAAUCCAUUAACAUCAUCAGUGCCAGAGAUUUCGUGAAGGAGACGACAAGAGAUUCUGUAAUUUUUGUAUUGUUUGCAAAGGAAUCUCACCCUUUGAGUAGUUUGGCGCUGCCGCAGGGUGUUAAGUCAGUCCUAGAACAGUUCAGCGAUGUGUUCCCUGAGGAUCUUCCCAAUGAACUUUCUCCUCUUCGAGAUAUUCAACAUGCAAUUGAUCUGGUUCCAGGAGCAACAUUACCUAAUUCACCACAUUAUCGGAUGAACCCAACUGAGCAUGCAGAAUUGAAGAGGCAAAUUGAUGAACUUCUCGCAAAAGAAUUCAUUCGAGAGAGUCUUAGUCCAUGUGCUGUUCCUGCCCUCCUCACACCAAAGAAGGAUGGUUCUUGGAGGAUGUGUCUUAGUAGAGCCAUAAACAAAAUUACAAUCAAGUAUCGAUUUCCAAUACCGAGACUUGAUGAUAUGCUGGACAUGAUGGCAGGAGCAACGAUCUUUUCUAAGAUUGAUUUGAGGAGUGGUUAUCAUAAGAUCCGCAUCAGACCUGGAGAUGAAUGGAAAACUGCUUUCAAGACAAAGGAUGGCUUGUAUGAAUGGCUAGUCAUGUCAUUUGGGUUAACCAACGCUCCCAGCACAUUCAUGAGAGUUAUGACACAAGUUUUAAGGCCAUUCAUGGGUAAGUUCUUAGUUGUUUAUUUUGAUGACAUUCUAAUAUAUAGCACAUCCCAGGAAGAGCACCUUGCUCACUUGAGGCAAGUCUGCAUAGCUCUUCGAAAAGAGAAGCUGUUUGCAAACCUUAAAAAGUGUUCAUUCAUGUCCAAUGAGGUUGUCUUUUUGGGAUUUGUUGUGUCGUCAAAAGGUGUUAAAGCUGAUCCGGAGAAAGUCAGAGCUAUUGCUGAAUGGGCUGAACCAACAAAUAUUCAUGAGGUGCGUAGUUUUCAUGGAUUGGCUACGUUUUAUCGGCGAUUCAUUGCUGAGUUCAGUUCUAUCAUGGCCCCGAUCACUAAUUGUUUGAAGAAAGGGGAGUUUCGGUGGACAAGUGCAGCAGCAAAGGCAUUUCAGGAGAUCAAAACAAGAAUGAUCAAUUCCCCUGUUAUGCGUCUUCCUGAUUUUACAAAAGUUUUUGAGGUAACAUGUGAUGCUUCAGGUGUGGGAAUUGGUGGAGUUCUAAGUCAAGAAGGGCACCCUUUUACAUAUUUCAGUGAGAAAUUGAAUGAAGCCAAGCAAAAGUAUUCCACAUAUGACAAAGAAUUUUUCGCAGUGGUUCAAUCUCUGCGUUAUUGGAGACAUUACUUGCUGCCACAAGAAUUUGUUUUGUUCUCUGAUCAUGAGGCCUUGCGUUACCUCAAUUCUCAGAAGAAGUUAAAUCCACGACAUGCAAAGUGGGCUGAAUUUAUCCAAGAGUAUACUUUUGUGUUGAAGCAUAAGUCUGGAGUGGAGAAUAAAGUGGCUGAUGCUCUUAGUCGCAGAAAUCUACUUUUACACUAGUGUGGAGGUGGCUGGAUUUGAUAAUUUGAAAGA
This is a messenger RNA of Argentina anserina (silverweed cinquefoil), 3695 nucleotides long. RefSeq lists its product as uncharacterized. The record is from RefSeq and is a predicted model, not a curated record. NCBI's taxonomy places the organism in Eukaryota, Viridiplantae, Streptophyta, Magnoliopsida, Rosales, Rosaceae. Gene Ontology annotation, molecular function: zinc ion binding; nucleic acid binding.